AUGAGUGCGUUGUACGCUGAAGCGGCGGGCGUCCUCGAAGGCUUGUUUCGACGCAGCGGUGGCCUCAAGACGUUGACCUAUGCGGACAAGAUCAAGUCCAAGCGCAACUGCUUUGCGCUGGUGUGCCAAACGCUGCGGUACAAGCCGCUAUUGGACGAAUUGAUCGCGGCCGUGCCCGACCUCGCCAAGCAUCUCAAGAAGUCCACCAAGGCGGGCAAGCCAGACAAGGCUGACGCGAAGAAGGCCAAACACGUCACCGCGCCGUCUCACCAGGCGCUGUUUUACAUUGCCAUCUACGACCUGCUGUUUGGCAAGGACAAGAAGAUCCAGGGCGGCGGGUUCGUGAAAAAGACUGUGUUGCUGCAUGCGAAUGCGUUGAAAUCGGCCGUGGUGCGUAUGAAAAUCAAGGCCAAAGUCAAGACCGACGAAGACUUGCUUCCCGAAGAGAACCGCAUGACCCCCAAACUGCCACGGUAUGCGCGCAUCAACACCCUCCGGGCCACGGACAUCUCCGACACGUCCGAUCUCGCCAUCGUCCGGUCGUCGCUCGGCUUCGCAGCCGACUUGCCCGUGUCCGUGGACCCCCACGUCGGCGACAUCCUCAUGUUUCCCCCCGGCACGGAGCUUCACACCCACGACAGCGUCACGAGUGGGAAGCUCAUCCUCCAAGACAAGGCCAGUUGCUUCCCAGCAUUUGUUCUGCACGGCGAGCGCGGUGCCGACGAUUUCGGCGACGUCAUUGACGCCUGCGCGGCACCAGGCAACAAGACCGGUCACGCCGCCAUGCUCGUGGCGCGGAAACAAUCGGCGUCCGUCCGCCCCAUCCGCGUGUUUGCCUUUGACCGGUCCAGCCCCCGCCUCGACCUGCUCAAGCGGCGGAUGGCGGCGGCGGGUGCCGACGGCAUCGUCGAGCCGUGCUUGGCCAGUUUUCUGGACGUAGACGUGCACGACGAGCGGUACCAGCAUGUGCGCAGCAUCUUGCUGGACCCGUCGUGCUCGGGAUCGGGCAUGUCGAACCGGUUGGACCAUUUGCUGGAACUGAGUGCGAUGCAGCAAGAGAACGACGUCGAGCAGGAGCACCAAGUCGAGCCCAACGACACGGCCGCGCGGCUGCAGGCGCUAGCAGACUUCCAACUGGAAGCGCUCGUGAAAGCGUUUUCGUUUCCCCAAGUCCGCCGCGUGUCGUACUCGACCUGCUCGAUCUUUGAGACAGAGAACGAGCACGUAGUUGUGGCGGCGCUGGCGGCCAACCCGGCGUUCAAGCUGGUCAAGUGCCUCCCGACGUGGCCUCGCCGGGGGGUGGUCGUGCCCGGCCUGACGGAGCAAGAUGCCGACUGCCUCGUCCGGGCCAACGGUUUAGAAGACGGCACGAACGGCUUCUUUGUCGCGUAUUUUGAACGCAAGGGCGAAGUUCAUGGCCAAGAGGCUUCCGUAAAGCGACCACGGGAGAAGACACAAGCGCAGAAGGACCGAAAAAAACGAAAACGCAACAAGAAAGCGGAUAACGUGGCUGCAGGUGGUGGUGGCCAAGUUGCGGCAGACGAUGACGAAUAGCAUCGACGACCCACAAGUCUAACCGGCAUGAAUGUAAUAUAUGUUCCGAACGUUAAUGUUACAU
Messenger RNA from Aphanomyces astaci, 1618 nucleotides. RefSeq lists its product as hypothetical. Gene Ontology annotation, molecular function: methyltransferase activity. Gene Ontology annotation, biological process: rRNA base methylation. The record is from RefSeq and is a predicted model, not a curated record. The transcript has a single exon. Bases 1 to 1554 code for a protein of 517 amino acids. Lineage: Eukaryota; Oomycota; Saprolegniomycetes; Saprolegniales; Verrucalvaceae. Gene Ontology annotation, cellular component: nucleolus.